UUGUCGUUAAACACUCUCGAAUUUAAGGAAACGUGUUAGCUAACUUUGCUGUUCCACCUACCUGUGCUUUCCCUCCCUCUUUAGCUAGUCGUAGGAGAAGGAAAAAGCCGGUGUCUUUUGGGAAGAGAACUACAUGGCUUACGUUUGAAACACACAGUGGGGGAAAUCUGUGUCUCUUUUGAGUGUGUUCGUGUCGUGGGGUCCAUACUUCUUAGCCGGCAUUUCUCAUUCACCGCCUUCGACGUUGUCUUUCUGUGUUUCACCAACACCACCACCACCAAACUUUGUUUCUUUGUUUCCGUAACUGUGUUUUCAUCGUGUGUUAGUUGGUUUCAGACUGGUUCCUUGUUGGUGUUUCUAAUGGCUUUGAAGUGUGCUCCAAACUGGGUUUGUUCUCGAAUGCCUCACUCUCAUCUGGGGACACCAGAUUUGGGGUCCACCCGAAGUAGGAUUGUGUUGGAGGUGAGGCCUCCCAAAUGGAAAUGCUGUGCUUUGGGUUUUUCCGCACCUAGAGCUAGCUCUGCUAUUGAAGGUAAGCCUUACGGUACUGAAGUCGAGACAUUUCAGACUGGGAAAACUGAUCAAGCUCAGGACACUGAGUCCAAGGAGUUUCACAAGGACUUGAGUCUUCUUCCUAAACCCCUGUCCACAACGGAUCUAUCUACAUAUGAUGAUGAUGGUUCAAAUAUUCGGGUUGCUUAUAAGGGAAUGCCAGGUGCAUAUGGUGAGGCUGCUGCCCUUAAAGCAUACCCUAAUUGUGAAACUGUACCCUGUGAGAAAUAUGAAAAGGCAUUCAAGGCAGUUGAACUUUGGUUAGUGGGAAAAGCAGUUCUCCCCAUCGAGAAUUCUAUAGGUGGUAGCAUCCACCGUAAUUAUGACUUACUCCUCCAGCAUAGGUUACACAUAGUAAGGGAGGUGCAUUUGGCUAUUAAUCACUGCCUCUUGGCAUUGCCUGGCGUCAGAAUGGAGGAAAUGGAUCGUGUUUUAGGCCAUCCCCAGGCAUUUGCUCAAUGUGAGAUGACACUUAGCAACAUGGGCUUUAUUAGAAUUAAUUCUGAUGAUUGUGCCUCAGCUGCUCAGAUUGCUGUCUUAACUGGUGCAAGGAAUGUUGGCGCAAUAGCAAGUGCUCGAGCAGCAGAAAUAUAUGGGCUUCACAUUCUUGCUAGAAAAAUCCAGGACGAGGAGCAUAACAUUACCAGGUUUUUGGUACUUGCAAGGGAACCCAUAAUUCCAAAAACUGACAAGCCUUAUAAGACGAGCAUUGUUUUUAGUCUAGAAGAAGGUCCUGGCAUGCUAUUCAAAGCUUUGGCUGCGUUUACUCUAAGGGGUAUCAAUUUGUCAAAGAUAGAGAGUCGACCACUAAAAAUGCAUCCUCUAAGAGUCGAUGAUUCUGACAAAGGGACUGCCAAGUACUUCGACUAUCUUUUCUAUAUCGACUUUGAAGCUUCUAUGGCAGAACAGCGUGCCCAAAGUGCAUUGGCAAAUUUAGAGGAAUGUGCAACAUUUCUCCGUGUCCUUGGUUCCUAUCCGAUGGAUACGACUGUCUAGAUGGAUACUUCUUCAACGAAGACCAUGUUGGUCCGUCACACCUUCAGAUGGAGACGGUUCAACCCACAUGAUCUGUAUAUACGAGUCUAGUCUUGAUACAUUUGAAGAUGGAGAGAUUCCUGGAGUAUGUUGAAGGCCAACCGAUCAAUUCGGAAGCUUCCUCAACAUGACCUACUACUCCCUCUUUCCUUCUCUAUUAGCCAACCCACAUGAUCUUUACAAGUCUAGUCUUUAUACAUUUGAAGAUGGAGAGAUUCCUGGAGUAUGUUGAAGGCCUACUGAUCAGUUCGAAAGCUUCUUCAACAUGACCUACUACUCCCUCUUUCUUCUUUUCUGUUUAACCUCAUAAUUCUUUACAUCCUCCUGAAAGGAGUGUUGUGAUAUUUCAAUGAAGAAAAACAAUUCAAUGUCAUAACGAUGGGGUAUAUUUCCCUCUUGAGGGCAUUCCCUCGUUUUCAUGGAACAAUUAUCUCUUUUAUCUUAAUUUAAAGAAAUAAAAGAAACGUUCUUUCAUCUCUCUGUUAGCAUUUAACUGUUGCAAAUCAAGUUUGGCCUUUGUUUUUACAAUGAUUGUUUCUCAAUUAUGUUAUUCAACUCACCCAUAAU
This is a messenger RNA of Theobroma umbraticum, 2154 nucleotides long. Its product is annotated as arogenate dehydratase/prephenate dehydratase 1, chloroplastic-like. NCBI's taxonomy places the organism in Eukaryota, Viridiplantae, Streptophyta, Magnoliopsida, Malvales, Malvaceae. Gene Ontology annotation, biological process: L-phenylalanine biosynthetic process. Gene Ontology annotation, molecular function: prephenate dehydratase activity; arogenate dehydratase activity. The record is from RefSeq and is a predicted model, not a curated record. Gene Ontology annotation, cellular component: chloroplast; cytoplasm.